UUGUUGACUUAAAACAAUCUCAUACAUUGCUGAAAAUUGACUUGUAAAUUAGUUUUGUCUUAUUCAGAGUGUAUCAAGAUACUUCCACUAGCAACUAGACAAAGAAAAAAUACUUAAGGUUUUGUAUUUUUGCAAUGUGUGGUUAUUACCAUCCAGCAAUAACAUUAUUAACUUUAUACACCAACAUUAACAAACCUAUUCAUCCCUCCAAAUCCCUGAAUUCAAGGAUUUUCUAAUCAACUACAUGGCAACAGAUGUGUGAAAUCAAGCACUUGGGCACGGACUUCAACAAAACCUGGAAGGUCUUUUUGUGCCUGGUCGUCUAGAUUCACAGUUACCUCUGCUUCCCCAGCACUAUGUGGAUGGAGCUCUGAGCAACAACAUGCCCCUGUUUGAGCACAGAAACACCAUCACCAUGGCCCCCUUCUCGGGCGAGAGCGACAUCUGCCCCAAGGAAGGGACCUUCAACUUUUUCGAGGCCCACUACGGCAACGUGAGCAUUCAGGUCAACACCGGCAACGUCUACCGUGUGUGUACCUCGUUCCUCCCUCCGACUCUGGAGAAGUUAGCUGAGAUCUGCCACAAUGGCUACAUGGACGCUCUUCGUUUCUUGAAAGAAAGGGAUCUGCUCGGUGCGAAGCACAUCCCUCGGAGUUUAUUGCUUGGGAAAGGCUGGACCACACCUGCUUGCCGUGAGCGUGGAAAAGAGCGGGCUAAUGCAGAAGAGGCCAGGCUGAGGAAGAUGCUGCUGUGCAAAGAAGGAAACCCUCAGGAGGAGGAGCAGACACAGCUCAGCCACAAAGUCACCCACAGCCUCCCGCCCAGCAUCCAGGAAGUGCUGCGUGAGGCCUGCCAGCAUAAUCGCGACCCAAGCAGCUGGUGGUCUCGGUUUACUCACUUCCUCCCAAUAAAACUCAUCAUUUACAUGCUGACCCUGCCCCUCCGGCCUAUCCGGCUCAGCCUCUCGCUUGCCAAAGAACAAGUCCUUUGGCUCGGACCGCGCCGACCGCACAGAGGGAGACACAAAGUCUGAACCCAGACUACUUUUAGUCCAGUUGUUAAUUUGGUCCUUUGUUGGUUUCUUGUAUCAGGACAAGAUUCUCUAGAAAAUAUCAAGAUGACGUUGGACACAGGAAGCAUGUCAAAAUGUAAAAAAAGGGAAAGUGUCCAUUUACAGAAGUAUAUGUAAACUAUUUUAUUUAACUUCAGAAUUUCUAAUUGUCUUUCUUUUAUCAAAUAAAGGUCAUAUUUUCUUGAACCCCAUUUCUUUCUUG
Gambusia affinis (western mosquitofish) is the source of this 1274-nucleotide messenger RNA. Its product is annotated as patatin-like phospholipase domain-containing protein 2. Gene Ontology annotation, biological process: triglyceride catabolic process; lipid homeostasis. The record is from RefSeq and is a predicted model, not a curated record. Lineage: Eukaryota; Metazoa; Chordata; Actinopteri; Cyprinodontiformes; Poeciliidae. The transcript has 5 exons. Gene Ontology annotation, molecular function: triacylglycerol lipase activity. The coding region runs from base 383 to 1033 and encodes 216 amino acids. Gene Ontology annotation, cellular component: membrane; lipid droplet; cytoplasm.